AUGGAGUACGAUAUUAAAUUUCAUAAAAUUGAUAAGUCAAUAGAUAAUGAUAAUGCUAAAAAACUGGGUAAUGGUCACUGGUUAGAGUUACAAGAAAUCGAAUACAUCGAUCCAAGCACCAAAAUAACAAGAAAAUGGGAAGUUUGUAAAAGGAAAGGUUCUACAGCAACUAAAGAUAAAAAAAGCAUCGAUGCCGUUGACAUACAUGCUAUCAUACGGGAAGCGAAUAAACCACCUCAAAUUAUUUUGGUGAUUCAGUUUCGGCCACCUAUUGGAAGAUAUUGUAUAGAAUUUCCAUCAGGUCUUAUUGAUGAAAAUGAAACACCGGAAACAGCAGCGCUUCGUGAACUUCAAGAAGAAACUGGAUAUUAUGGUCAAAUAAUAGGAAUAUCAGAACCUAUUUGUUACGAACCUGGGUUGACAGAUUCGUUGACUAAAAUUGUUGACAUGGAGAUUGAUCCGACUUCAAUCGAAAAUAUCAAUCCUAAAAAAAGAUUGGAAGAUGAUGAAUGGAGCUUACAAACGAUUCAAAUUCCUUUAGAUGACUUAUACGAUACUUUACAAAGUCAGAACGAUUUUUUUUAUUAA
This is a messenger RNA of Funneliformis geosporum, 588 nucleotides long. Lineage: Eukaryota; Fungi; Glomeromycota; Glomeromycetes; Glomerales; Glomeraceae. The record is from the annotation of a GenBank genome assembly.